Molecule: messenger RNA, 459 nt
Organism: Linum trigynum
Lineage: Eukaryota; Viridiplantae; Streptophyta; Magnoliopsida; Malpighiales; Linaceae
Source: the annotation of a GenBank genome assembly
AUGCCUCUGUUUCCAACCGUCGAAGGCAAGUUGAUGCUGAUGCAGACGAGCGCACAAGCGUUAGUGCGGACAAUGAAGAUGAAAUCAGCAGCAGCAGCAGCAACAACAACAGCAACAGUCACUCCGCUCUCUAAGAUGACGGCAUUGCUGCUGCUCGUAUAUCUCGUCGACUUGGAAUCUCUGCCGGAGGGAGGCCUCGGCCACCUCACCUCUCUUGGAGAGUUGGUGAUUCAGUAUUGUCUGAGAUUGGUGUCUCUGCCUCCAGCAAUGCGCCAACUCGCCUCGUUACAGUCGCUAGACAUUCACAGGUGUGAGCGGCUGACAAGAAGAUGCAAGGAGGGAAGAUUGGGCCAACAUUUCCCACAUUCCCAGAAUAAAAUUGGACGAAGUGACAACAAUCCAGGAUUCAGGUUGAGGUGGCCCUGCUGCAUCUCGAAUCUUUGCUCGAACAACUUCUAA